Messenger RNA from Phytomonas sp. Hart1, 1431 nucleotides. NCBI's taxonomy places the organism in Eukaryota, Euglenozoa, Kinetoplastea, Trypanosomatida, Trypanosomatidae. The record is from the annotation of a GenBank genome assembly.
AUGCCUUCCUAUUCUUCCUGGGAAAACCCUGAUGAAUUCGCUUUCAUGCAAUCCUGUACUCCACCUGAAAAGACUAAUAAUCAUGCUCUUUCUUCCACUUCUUUAGUUAAAUUCUUGAGGGAGAAUCUUUGUAAUAGAUCAGAACUUCCUUUGCAACCGCCCCUUACGGAAAAACGAACUGUUUUUACUCGUUUUACACCAGAUUAUAAUACAACAUCAUCUGACGCUACCGAAAGGGAGGGUAAGGUCAAUGAUAACUACACACAAACGAUUAAAAACUCCAUGCCGAAGUUUGCUAUGGAAAACACGCAAUCGACUUAUUACGGCCCACAGAAUCAAUAUUUCAGCUCUAAUGGAGCUCGCUUUGUUGAUGGAAGGGGGCUUAACUAUAAAAAGGGUGAAACUAACGCGGAUUCGCUUGUUGAUUAUGAUAUUUCAACAUCUUUUUGUCAGCUCACACCAUGCACGACGCAUUUUAAUACUUCCUUAGCAGGUGGAGAGGCAUCCAUUACUACGCACAACCCACCGGCAUCAUUAUUUACAUUUACAGAAGCUUGCGUUGUCAAAAAGGAAUAUCACAAAUAUGAAAAGAUGGAUAAAGAUAAUAAAUACAACAUCCAUGACGGAGGAUGCUUUCCUACGACAUUCUCUUUUCAAAUAGAUAGAAAUCUCGCGCAAGAUUUUCAGGAGGCUGUGUGUGGUUAUGCAAUAGAAGAGGAGGAAAAAGAACCUGAACAGUUUUUUACCACAAAACAAAUAUCAUCCCCUUCUCUGUGUGUUUCCGAAGGUGAUUUUUUGUUAUUAUCACAAAAAGGAGGAGGGAAAGGAGAACGCCCGAGGGAAGGUGAAAAUGCUUUUGAGCCCGCCUGGUUUCACAACGCCUCGGAGGGUUAUUACUGCCAUUCUAACUCGCGUUACCUAUCUUCUUUGAGGGAGAAUGAAAAUUCUUUUAUUUUGAAGAAUUAUGAAGCGAAUGACAUUUCUCACAUUUCGUUACCGCGUUGCUCGGGUGAGGUUCUUCAGUCGCAAGGCGAUGUUGAAGAAAACGAAAAGAAGAAGAGAGAAAGGGAAGGGAGUGUGAAUUCCGCCUGCGUUGAUACGAUGAGCGCCACACUGCGAUUUUCAGCGGCUGGCGAUGGUGAGGCCCCUUCAAAACCCCCCGAAUCGAUAUCCCGCUCUUCCUCAUUUUCUUCCUCCUCCUUGUUAUUAUUGCCGUAUACUCCACCGGAUAAAAUUAUUCACCGCGGCAGCUCCACAAUGGAGGAAAUAUCGUGGAUGAAGCAGCCGACGAAGCCGAGAAAAGCGCGACGAUCUACUAGCAAGAGUACUGAUCAAUAUUAUCGACACUUUGAGGAAGAAAAUAAUUUGUCAACGUAUAAAUCACCAACUCGAUGUGUUUUAUUUACGGAAAAGGAAGAAUAUGUGUUAUAA